Messenger RNA from Fonsecaea multimorphosa CBS 102226, 1290 nucleotides. RefSeq lists its product as uncharacterized. The coding region runs from base 1 to 1290 and encodes 429 amino acids. NCBI's taxonomy places the organism in Eukaryota, Fungi, Ascomycota, Eurotiomycetes, Chaetothyriales, Herpotrichiellaceae. Gene Ontology annotation, biological process: homogentisate catabolic process; L-phenylalanine catabolic process; L-tyrosine catabolic process. The record is from RefSeq and is a predicted model, not a curated record. Gene Ontology annotation, molecular function: fumarylacetoacetase activity. The transcript has 2 exons.
AUGGCAUCUCUCAAAUCAUGGUUUCCAAUCCCAAAGUCGAGCCAUUUCUCUUUGACCAAUUUACCCUUCGGCAUCAUUUCUACAGCAUCUAAGCCCACUCCACGGCCAGCUGUGGCCAUCGGCGAACACUGCCUGGACCUGCAGGAAUUCGCAGCGUCGGGGGCGUUCUCUUCGCUCGGAUUUGACGUCUCGUGUUUCUCCAAGUCAACCCUGAACGACUUCGCGGCGUUGGGAAGACCGGUCCAUCGCUCAGUGAGGAAAUACCUCCAAGAUGUCUUUGUUGACAACACAUCUCUUCCGGACGUCUUACAAAGCAACAAAUCCUUGCAAGAAAAAUGCCUAAUCCCCAAGGAGCAAGUCGAGAUGCACAUGCCAAUGCACAUUGGUGAUUAUACGGACUUCUACGCCGGCAAGAACCAUGCCUUCAAUGUUGGUUGCCUUUUUCGUGGACCUGAUAACGCCCUGCAACCAAACUAUACGCAUUUACCCGUGGGAUACCAUGGUCGAGCCUCGUCUGUGGUCGUCUCGGGUACUCCAAUUACAAGGCCCAAUGGCCAGAUCCUGGAGAACCCCGCCGCAACCGUCAAGAAACCCGUAUUCAGCCCUUGCAGGAGACUUGAUAUCGAACUGGAGCUCGGCGCUUUCCUCUGCAAGGGCAACAAAAUGGGCACCAACAUCCCCAUAUCUGAGGCCGCAGAUCAUAUCUUUGGAUUCGUGCUGCUCAAUGACUGGUCUGCCCGAGAUAUCCAAGCUUGGGAGUACGUCCCGUUGGGACCAUUCUUAGCUAAGAACUUUGGCUCCACCAUCAGCCCGUGGGUGGUGCUGACCGAUGCAUUGGAGCCGUUUCGAUGCAAGGGCAUCUCGAAUGAGACGGAGUUGCUGCCAUAUCUGCAGGAGAAAGAGGAGAAGAAUGUGUAUGACAUUCGAUUGCAGGUUGAUAUCACACCUGAGAGCGGAUCGACGACUACAAUCUUGAAUUCUAAUGGCCGCAAUCUUCUCUUCUCAUUUCCGCAGAUGCUGGCUCAUCACUCGAUAGGCGGAUGCCCUAUGGCGGUCGGUGAUCUUCUCGGGUCUGGCACAAUCAGCGGCACCGAGCCAGGCACGGAAGGAAGUAUGCUCGAGAUCACCAAGGGCGGGAAAGAAAGUGUCAAGUUGAACGGAGGAGUGGAGCGGAAGUUCUUGGACGACGGAGACACCAUUACAAUGUACGGAGUCUGCGGCACAGAGGAAUCUGGACUUGUCGGCUUCGGAGAGUGUUCGGGUAAGAUCCUGCCUGCGCCCAAGAUCUAA